UUUGGUUUGGUUUAUUUUAUGUUGCUAAGAAUUGGUAAAAGUGUACAUGAUGAAAACUAUGACUUGCUGUUUCCCAGAGGUCACAGUAAGUCUGCUUUAUUCUCACUGUUCACUAACUUGGUAUUUUUUACUCCAGUUCCCCUCUGUUAGCUCCAUCCUCUGCACCUGUUCAUAUUUUGAGCAGGUGAUGCAUAUCGCAAUUCUUUCCCCGAACCCUCCCGAGGCUCUGAGCUCUAAAAUCCCUUUGACAAAAGCAUUUGUAAGCAUCAAAGUCUUUCCGACAAAAUAAACCCAGAAAGAAUGUUUUAUCAGCGCACCAAAGAGGGUUAGUGUAGUUUUUCACGGGGUUAACCAUCUCCAAAUGGUCGGGGUGGCAGAUUAGAAGUGAAGGGCGUGCUCCUGGGCGAGAGAGGGGAGAGUGGAUGAGAGAGCGGCCCUAAUGCGGCAUCUCAUUACAACCUCUGUCAGGAUCCCUCUAUUCUACCAUCAUCUCCCCUUAACUUGGUAAAAGCCCAACUGUCGCUUCGAGUGAGUGUGCCGCCAAGGAGGCAUUUACAAAUAAAUGAAAAAUGUCAGACUUGAUUUCACUCCUCUCGGACUGCGGCGCCUCAGCUUUGUCACAAACUGUCUUUGUUGUUCUGGUCUCUUGCAGGUCCACCUCCUGGUCGCCGUGGAUAGGUUCUGGCAGGUUCAGGCCCUCUGUUUUUCUCCCAGGACCCUUGGAAUCAGAAGAUUAAGAUCCAGCACAUGAGUUGUGACUUCAUGGCCUACAGGAAGGUGUGUGAUGCCCAGGCAGGGCCACUGGAUGGAGAGGUUCUGCGCUGCUCUGGAUCCCUGGAACUCGACUGGGACCUGGACAAGGAGGAGCUGCAGGAAGCAGGGCCAAGCAGCGAGCGCACGCAGAUGCAGCAUGGCGACUGCCAGAGAUCAGGUUGCUCAGACCCUGGCCCUGACCCUGACCCUGAGUUCAUAGAACCCAUCCAGAAUUCCGUCUCAGUUUCACCUCAUGGACGCUUUGAAAGACUCCAAGAGGAUCCCAACUACAUCUCUCACUUCACCAGGACGACUGGCCACAAAGGUCAAAGGCGACUUCACUGUUUCAUAGUCAGAUACUUCCUUGCCGGGGUGGGAAUUUUUGUCCUUGGUAUUCUUGUUGGCUGGUUCAUCCACACUUCUUCGAAACGUCCAACUGCUCCUCCACCUGAAAGCUUGGACCUGCUUGAAGAGCUGCUCAGAGGAAUCAAAGCUGACAAGAUAGAUGCUCUCCAAAAGUCUUUCUCCAGUCUGGCAGGUGACAGUGAGGAGUCCAGGGCCAGGUACCUGUACAGGCAGUGGAUCGGACUUGGCCUUACUGAUGUCCAGCUGUACAAUCACACGGUUCUGCUCAGCUUGCCUGGCUCCACUCCAAACACCAUCACCGACAGAUCCAGCCACCAGUGUUUUCUUCCCCAUGGGGCCCCGUGUGACCAGCGGGGGCCCACUGACCUGCUGAAGCAGCAGUUCUCCUACGCAGCCUACUCUGCAGUAGGCAGCGUUCAGGGAGAGGUGGUGGAUGUCCAGUAUGCCAGUGUGGAAGAUUUGAGAAGAGCCAAAGACUCCCUGAACCUCACUAACCAGAUUGCUGUGGUCAAGCUUGGUCAAGCACCCUUAUUAUAUAAGCUGUCUCUGUUAUCUGACUUUGGUUUUCGAGGCGUUCUUCUCUACAUCGAUCCCUGUGAUGCUCCGCCUGGCCGGAACAUCUGGCACGAAGCUUUCAGAGUCACUUUAAAUCCUGGAGGAAACCCUUCUUUUGCUGGGUCUGGAGGGAGUCUCACAUCCCUGCUGGUUCAGCCCAUCUCCGCCUUCCUUGCCAAGACUUUAUUGUCACCACCAUCAGUGGAACAGGGAGCAGAUGCCUGCACUCUUUUAUCCAUGCCUCCCAACACAGAGCGAAAGAAGAUUACUGUGACUAUUGGAAACCAGAUGUCCUACAAGAAGAUUUACAACGUUGUUGGAUACCUGAAAGGAAGAAAAAACCCAGAUCGCCACGUUCUGGUUGGCAGUCGUCAUGACAGCGACCAGGGAGGUGGAACUUCGGCCAUUAUGACUCAACUCAUCGCAGCACUAACAGAGCAGACCAAACAGGGAUGGGUGCCGGACCGUACCACUGUGUUCUGCUCAUGGGGAGGCACAGCCCUGGGGAACAUUGGGUCCUACGAGUGGGGAAAGGAUAACAGUGUUGUCCUUCAGAGCAGUGCUGUGGCCUACGUGAGUCUGAACUCUCCAGUUCAAGGGACUGAGACACUUCAAGCUACAGCAUCUCCAACUCUGUUGCAACUGACCUCCGAUAUACAAAGGAGACAGUUGCUGAGUUGCAUCCGUGGAGGAAACUGUCCUGGGCCCAACGUGAGCUCCUUUCAGCUGCCUGGAGAUGUGAGUUUCUUUGCCAACGAGCUGGCUGUUCCUACCGUGGAAUUCGCCUUUGAGCAGACCAAAGCAGAGAGCACAGAGACCACCGGUUUCCUGUCAGAGGCCCAAUUCUCUGCAGAGUCGCCAGAAAAACUCGACCCAUUGUUCAAGUUCCAUGAAACCAUUGCAAAGAUGACAGCCGAAGCCAUUCUGCGCCUGGUCAGUGACCCUGUGCUGCCUUUCUACCCUCUGGACAUUGUGUUGGAUGUUCAAAACAAACUUAAAGAUAAGAAUGUGGUAUCGCCUCCCCUGCUGUCCUCAGCCUCCGCUCUCAGAGACCACGCGGCGUUCUUCCAGUCCGAAGCCAUGCGCCCGGCGAAUGACCCCAAAGAGCGUGACCCCUCCCAUGUACGCAUGCUGAACGAUGUGCUCCGUGAUCUGGAAAAAAGCUUCAUCAUGCCACAGACGCCAGCCGGAGUGUUCAGAAAUUUACUUUACAGCCUUCCAGGAAAAACUCCCCAGUUCUCCGUCCUCAAGUUCUCCCCGGAUGUGGUUCUGCACUGCAGCGUGACGAGCAAGGUGGCCAAGCACUACUCUCCAAACAAGGACGCCUUCUGCACCAGCGCCAAGAACCAGUCUCUGUCUCUGAUCCUGAGGGCGCUGCGCUCGGCCGAGAGGCUAGUUGGCUUUGGGCUGGACCUGUUCCAGAAUUACCCGGGCGCCACCAAAUGAUUCUGAUGCAGAUAUAAAGAGUGCCUCCUCUACCAAUCUCAAAAAUCACUCUGCGGUUCAAGAAAGAAUGAAAUUUACAGUUUCAGCUACUUUUUUUAAAUCCAAAUCAUGCAAAAACAGAAUUUAAAAUAUGUAUGAAUGUAUCAACUCUAACUUGUUGCACACCUGCUAUUUGAUAUGCAAAUGAUAUGGAAAAGUGGGUCUGCUUAAAUUGCACUAAUCUGUCUUCCAAUGAGUUUGAACCAAAAGGUGAAUGGCUAUUUUCUAAAUUUUAUGUUACUUUAUCUGAUUUUCCUCUUAACACUUGCUCCACUUGAUGUGGAAGUUUCUUUCCUUUCCACUAAACAAAUUCCGGCACUAAAUGUAAAAAGAAAAUGAAAGUAGCACUUCAGAAUCAAUGUUAGGUUGAAAAGAAAACCAGAUGUCAGUGUUUAAAAGCAAAGAAAAUAGAAGAGUAUUUGAGUUUCUCUUUAAAGUGUAGCCUUGGUGAAUGAACAGAAUAUAUUUAACACUUUAAUCCCUUUGAGCACUUGAAGUGUGUUAGACUGUUCACCAAUAAAACACCAGGACGUCACUUGGUUUCUGAAGUUGCUUUAGGAAAUCCCAACUCUCUCCAAAUAGAUGAUAGUCUGCAUUUGAAGUGAAAUUCAAUUCAGGUUGGAAAAUAAAUCUUUUUUUUUUUUUUUUUGUAAAAAUCUACUAAUCUGUUAAUGCGAAGAACAAAAGCCAUCCUAGUUUCAGUAAAGAUCACUAUGAGCUAAUCCAUAUUUAUUGUCAAUAUAGUUAUUUUAAUCUCAACCACAGUAUGUGACUUUUCUGUGUUAAUUGAUCAUCAGAAAUCCUGUAAAAAGGAUUUUCCAGAUUUUAUUUUAAAAAGAUUUAACAGGCCUUUAAGUUUUGUUGUAGUUAGGCAUGAUUUUUUUUGCUAGUUUUUGUGCAAACCAUCUAGUAAAGUAACUUAAUGCUAUGAAAAGAAUAAUAUAUAUUUUAACGUAUUUUCAAGUACAGUUUCAAGGCAUGAUGAUUGUUCUAGUCUCUUAUAUUUUAUGAUGGUUUUCUUAGCAUUAAUUAGUUGUAUUUAUGUGAAUGUAUUUCAGGAAGCCAGCUGGAAAAUACACAAAAACGCUUUCUAGGUUUUCUAGGAAGAAUUUCUUUGAUUGAUGUAUUUCCUGGUUUUUUGUGUUUCUAUAGCCAUUAUGAUGUGUUAAAAAAUUUUGAUUUUUAAGUCUUUGCAUAUAUUGUCUUUUUUUAAUAGAUGUGCAUACAUUUUUAAGAACGUUUGAUAAAGAACAUUUUGUAAGUUAGACCGAUUAUUGGUAUGUAACUACCAAACUUUUAAAUGCAGAAAUUUACAGUAAUGAAACAAAAAAAAUCUUGUCAGGGAUAUAAAAAAAAAGCUUGUGUGCCUUUAAUAAGGAGCUUUCUUGAGUUUGUUAUAUAUUUUACCAAAAAAAUUCCUGUUAUCUUUGGCAACAUGAGGUUUCCACAAUUAACCUGUGAUUUGCAUUUAGUUUCCUCCCAGCCCUGAUUUUUCUUCUUGCUUGUAAAAUUGCAUGGAAAAACACAUUCAUGUGUUUUUUAGUACCUAGAAAGUGCAAUUUUUAAUUCUGAUUUGUCUUGUUAUUCUGGCAAGAGAGACAAAUAAACACUGGAGUGGUGAGAGGAGGGGCUGCAAAUUCCAGCCUACACCAACAGAUGUCGCCAUACUCUAUAAACUCCACCUUUAACAAGGUGAGUGAAAACUGGUUUGCUGUAACUUUGAAUCAAAUAAAUUCUUAUAUAUGUUUUAUUUGCUGGAAAUAAAACUGUUAUGUUUUUUGUUUUUGUUUAUUUGUACAAACAUAACAAAUUGUUGUUAUAAAAAGAAGGACUUGACUUUAGGCACUGUUGGUUUGUUGGUCUGAAAACCCAGGCAUCACAUUUUUACUCUCCUGGCUGUUGGAGUUAUAGUUUUUGUUUGCUUGUGUGCCAUUUGUUUUGAUGGCAGCAUUUUAUGUCUUUUUCAGCUUUGUGAACUGGAUUGUGUCUGUCUCAUGUUUCUCUUGCUGUGUUCCAGUGAGUGUGUAAUGAUUUUGAAGUGUAGGUUUGUCUGACCAGUCGAUCCUAAAUGUUGUGAUGAGUGGAAUUGUCAGUAGUUUGAAAAUCAUUACACCGGAAAAAUACUGUAUCAAUAUGUCUCUUUGUUGGCAAAAUCACUUUAAAUAAUGUUAUGCAUGCUUUAAUUUAUAUUAGGACAAACAAAGUCAUGAGUAUAUUGUCGGGUUAUGAUACUUGGCAGUGCAUAUUUUUUCUCUCUCUUUUUAGAAUAAUAGCACAAAUUUAUUGUUCUUUAUACAUGGUGGAAAAUCAAUGUAAAAUCUGAUAUUUGCUGUUUUCUAUGACUUAAAUUUUUUCAAGGUAACUCUGUGACACAGGUUGGAUUUAUUCUGAGUGACAACAUUUUGGAAGUCCAGCCUUGGGCAGCGCAAAUACAAACAGGACAUUCAAUCUAAUUUUGUUCAUGCCAUAGUUAGAUCCUGAACACUGGCCUUUAAAUUAUACAAAGUAAAUCAUAAUGGUAUAAUUUCCGAGACUUAAGCAGAGUUUCUUCUAACACUAAUUUGGCAUCAAACAUUGUGUAAAUUUAUAUUUAACUAAUAAAUGCAAAAAACCCAAAGUAGGGGUUGGGACCCAACUUGAGGUCACAAAUCAACAAGAUUGGGGAUUAAAAUGAUCUUCUUAAUUUAAAUUAUGAAAAAUGUAAAUUAAAAAUUCUUAAUUGUUAAUUUAAGAAUGUGUGAUUAGUGGUGAAUCAAACAUGACACAUGACCAUGGUGAAUUUGGGUUAUAAAGGUUAAAGAUAUAAAAACAAUACUUUCAACAAUUGGCUUUUGAUUCUGCUUUUUUUGCUGUGACUCUACUCCUAGUUGGCUUAGUAGAAAUGCGAAUGUAGUCAAUUCAUAAUCUGCUUCAUAAUCUCUGCACUGUAUCCAUCUUGGAUGAAAUCUAGAAAGCUGACGGACAGGCUUUAUGUGCUGCAGGAUGAUUCGUUUGUUUCAGUUUAUUUAAUCAGGUUCAUUUGUAUGCUUUGUAAUCGCAUGGACAGAACACAGAUCACUGUUCUGUAACAGUUUAUGUUAAACUUAUCAAUGUAAAAAAGUUAAAUGCAAAUUAAGAAUGAUCCUAAUCAACUGAUGUAAAUGUGGUUACAUGCAGUACUCAAUGCAUCAUUGCACAACCACAGAGACAUGCUACCUUUGUGAAACCUUUUGAAAAAUACUUGACUUGACCUGCUGUCUGUGUAAACUAUAUGUAAGCAAUAUUAAAUAUGCCUCAUUGUAGGCAGUUAUGAAAACUGCUGUAUUUUGGAAAUUGUACAGAAUUUGAAUGAUGUAUAGGAGUUAGUGCCAGAUUCAGUAAUGCUUCUUGUCUCUGUUUUGAAAAGCAACAAAAGAUAUUGUUUUUAGCAAACUAAAAAAGUGUUUGCUCUCUUACAGAUUUAAUCUGGUUUCGCUUUUAAUAACACUGAAACAUUUCAGAUCCUCAAACAAGUUUAUCAGACAAAUACAAUGUCAGUGAAAACAAAAUGCACAUUUAAAAUUGUGAUUUUUUUUAUUUUCUUCUUAUUCAGGGAGGAAACUGUUCGAAGUAACCCCUGCGUUAGACAACUUUCACACCGCUGUGGCGGAAUUGUAUCUCAUUAGAUUUUGUUCAAAUUGAGCAAUACCGAAGGGUUUCUAAUAAGCAUGACCAGGAGGUCAUAGGUCAUGCCACAAUGUCUCCGUUGGAUUUAAGAGCAGACUUUGACUUAUUUUGUUUUCUUAAAACCAAGGUGUACUUACUGAUGUGUUUCAGAUUAUUGUCCAUGUUAGUAUUCCAAAUUCUCUACAGCUAACAGUAGCUGCAUUUUCAUUGAUCAUGUAAUUGCACUAUUUCACAUUUUGAAAAUAAAUUUGCUUAAUAGAAAAAUAGUUGUUUUGAAAAAAAACUCUUGUUUUUUUAUGAAAAGUUUUGCUGCUAGAGUGAGGUGGGUUUUUCUUUGGCCAUAUUGAAACUGGUUAAUUUACAAAACUGCAAUGGAAACAAUUUUUGUACCAUAUGAGUCACAUGAUCAACAACCGGAUGUUGCCACUGC
Molecule: messenger RNA, 7234 nt
Organism: Xiphophorus maculatus (southern platyfish)
Lineage: Eukaryota; Metazoa; Chordata; Actinopteri; Cyprinodontiformes; Poeciliidae
Gene: naaladl2
Product: N-acetylated alpha-linked acidic dipeptidase like 2
Exons: 17
Coding region: 748-3120 (790 amino acids)
Source: RefSeq, a predicted model, not a curated record